CUUUCUCUCUUCUACCUACUCCUACUACUCCUACUACUAUUGCUUAUAUUACUACUUCUUUAGAAAUCUAAAAUAUCUAUAUUUCAUCAUGAACGAAGUCUCUUGCCCAACUCAUGAAUCCUUUUCUACAUAUUACCCAUAUACUGAGUCCAACUCAAAUCAAAUUUCAUCAAAUUCCUUUUCUUCUUCUUCUUCUUCUUCUUCUUCCACUUCUUCAUCAGCCCAAGCACCACGGAUAAUGAAUUCCAAAUUUCUCGGUCUUUCAUCAUCAUCAACAUCAGCAUCAUCAGCAUUAUCAUCAACACCUUUAACAACCAUAAAAUCAUCAUCAGCAUUAUCAUCUACAUCAACAACAGCAGCAACAACUGACAGUUCUCAGAAUCCUUCAUUCUAUGAUCUACAGGAAGUCAUCAACCAAUACAGAUCUCAACCCGAACUUCUCAAAUUGAUUCUGACCAGCAAGGUUGAAGAGGACAAGCGCAGAGCAGAGGAGGCCAAAUUAAGGGCAAAGGAACUCGAUCUCUAUCUUCACCAAACUAUACCCACCCCGAACAAUCACAAUUAUCACAAUCACAAUCACAAUCACAAUCGUAGUAGUCGUCAUCGUCUUUAUUCUCGUCGAUCUCAUCAUCAAGAAGAAGAAAAUGAUGAAGAAGAAAGAUAUGGUCAUUAUGCGGAUCAUGAAGAAGAAGAUCGGGAUAUGCAGAGUUCACCUAGACAAAAGAGACGCCUUUCGUCCCUUGCAAGCGAACCUUCUUCCACAUCCUCCUUUUCAUCUCUGUCCCUAUCAUCAUCCUCAGCGUCAAGCCUAAAGAACUAUCGCCGUCGUUCUCGGUCACCCUUGACUCCCCAGACUCGAAAUCUUCAUCCUUAUACUCACAACAAUACUCCUCCUACUCCUCCUGCUACAAUUGCUCAUUCUGAUUCUGUCGAUCACCAUCACCAAAAACGUCGCAACUCUGCAGCCGCAGCAAUGCUUGCCAUGGGUACCCUGACUCUUCACCCUCCUUCUCCUCCUAAUAAUAACGACUGUGCUUCAUCCCCUUGUUUUCCGAGUGCAACCUUGUCCUAUCCUUCUCCUGUGACAGAUCAUUAUGAUAUUCAUGAAUCAAAACAUUGUUCUGACAAUACAAUGUCUGAAGAGGACAAUGAAUACAAUGAAGAAGAACAAUAUGCCAAUAAAGUCAAUAGAAAACCCAUUAUAGAAGAAGAAAAAGAAGAUGAAGAUGAUGAUGAAGAAGAAGAAGAAGAAGAGACAGCAAGACUAUUGACACUCUCGGGAAGACCUCGUAGAAGACGUGAGAUGCAAGCCAUUACCAAGAUUGUUGAGACACGCGAAUUCCCAUAUCUCGACAACUUCUUUUGGAAGAAUAAUGGCAAUACUACGCAAAAGAAGACUGGCUGUAAAAGUAUAUAUUACAAAUGCUCUAAUAGUAACAAGGGUUGUCCUGUCAACAAGACCGUCACUGCUCGACCUAAUGGUGAAUAUUUGAUAAAAUACCGUGGAAGACAUCUUUUGGAAUGUGGUAGAGUCGAGCGUAUUCGAGACCUCUAAAAAAGAAAAAUUGAGCUUUUUUUUUAUAUUUUAUAUUUUAUUUUAUAUUAUUACUAUUACUAUUACUAUUACUAUUACUAUUAUUUUGAAUUGAAUACAAACGGAAUUAUUUGUGAAAUGUAAUCUAAUAUAAUGUAAUGUAAACGUAAAUGUUAAGCGUAAAAUGUAAAGCGUAAAGCGUAAAGCGUAAAAAGUAAAACAUAAAACAUAAAACACAAAAUGUAAUCAAUAAAAUAUACAUAUAAUACAAAAGACGCAAAUAUUAUAAAAGAUAUAUCUUUUAUAUCAAUACUACCAGAAGCUAAAAUAAAAAUAAAGCUAAAGCUAAAGCUAAA
Molecule: messenger RNA, 1890 nt
Organism: Phycomyces blakesleeanus NRRL 1555(-)
Lineage: Eukaryota; Fungi; Mucoromycota; Mucoromycetes; Mucorales; Phycomycetaceae
Product: DNA-binding WRKY transcription factor
Exons: 3
Coding region: 89-1555 (488 amino acids)
Biological process (GO): regulation of DNA-templated transcription
Molecular function (GO): sequence-specific DNA binding; DNA-binding transcription factor activity
Source: RefSeq, a predicted model, not a curated record